GAUCAAACAUUUGACUGUGGAAUGAUGGUAUUAUAAAAAUAUCUACAAAACAGCAACUAAGCUUCAUUCAGCAGGUGACAAUGAAGUCUAUCAUUUCAAUUACGAUCACGGUGCUCGCUAUAAUUUGCGAGGGACAGGCCACAAACUACUGUGACCCAUCACUGUGCGCCAGGGGAACUCCCCAUAUAGCUUGCAAUGGACUGUCAACGCUAAGCAGAACAUGCGGUGCUGGAUCCUUCGAGGUAGCUUUGAACAGAGCCGAUCAACAGCUGAUCGUCGACUUGCACAACAAACUGCGUAGCAAAGUUGCCAUGGGACAGCAGAAGAACAGCGCAGGGCAGCGUUUCCAACAGGCUUGCAGGAUGGCCACUUUGCAAUGGGAUCCUGAGCUAGCUCAUAUCGCUGCCACCAAUGCCAGACGUUGCGUGUAUGGUCAUGACAGGUGUCGCAAUACGGCUAGCAUGAAAUUCGCUGGCCAGAAUAUUGCCAUCAAGUACUACUACGGGAUGACGUUUACUAAUGAGCAGCUUUUGACUGGCUUCAUCAACAGUUGGUUCAGCGAGUUUAAGGACGCCACUCCCCAGCAAAUUGCAAGAUAUCCGGCCAACUACAGAGGACCUGCCAUUGGACACUUCACGCAGAUUGUAUCGGAUCGUACCAGCAGAAUAGGCUGCUCGAUGGUUAGCUAUAACAAGAAUGGGUUCAUCAACAAGCUGUUUGUGUGCAACUAUGGAGUUACGAACAUCAUCAAUCAACCGGUUUAUGUUGCUGGAAAUGUUUGCUCCGGGUGCAUCACUGGCUGUAAUAGGGUAUUUCCAGGAUUGUGCAAUACGGCUGAGCGAGUGAGCAACAAUCCUUGAACAAGCUACAUGGCACGUGAUUCACGAAGAAUAUGUCACGUAACAAAUGCAGCCCGUAAAACAGGUGAAACAAAUUUUGUUCGUAACAGCCCUAAAUUUUGAAACUCUAGAAUAAAGAUUUUUGAAGCAUC
Aedes aegypti (yellow fever mosquito) is the source of this 991-nucleotide messenger RNA. Its product is annotated as venom allergen 5.02. The coding region runs from base 81 to 860 and encodes 259 amino acids. Lineage: Eukaryota; Metazoa; Arthropoda; Insecta; Diptera; Culicidae. The transcript has 4 exons. The record is from RefSeq and is a predicted model, not a curated record.